AUGGAACCCUCCGCCGCUGUCGCUGAUCAACCCGUUAAAAUUGUCCAGGCCAAAACCGAGCCCAGCGGCGACCAGCACUCUCACUCUGCGGACUACGCUCCCUACCCUAAGCUCGACCCCGCUGACGUGGCUCCUCCCCCUCCGGCGACGGACACGGCGGCGAGAUCCGCAACCGCUGGUGAUUACCAGGCGACCACCAUGCCGCCGGAGUCCAACCCAUACGUCACUCCCUCUCCCGCCGCCGCUUCAUCCUCCUCGAAGAUAAAAGAUGCGCUCGGGAGGUGGGGGAAGAUGGGGGAAGCAGCGAAGAAGACCGAGGAUUUGGCUGGCAACGUUUGGCAACACUGUCGAAAGGAGGCAGAGGCAGGAGUUUAUAAUGUAUUUGUUGGAGAGGAUCCAUUCUUAUAUGGUUUUGUAUGA
Asparagus officinalis (garden asparagus) is the source of this 420-nucleotide messenger RNA. RefSeq names its product GEM-like protein 1. The transcript is spliced from 3 exons. Lineage: Eukaryota; Viridiplantae; Streptophyta; Magnoliopsida; Asparagales; Asparagaceae. The record is from RefSeq and is a predicted model, not a curated record. Bases 1 to 420 code for a protein of 139 amino acids.